AUGGCACCCACACACAUCCCCAUCAGCGAAAUCCCCAGCCUAUCCCAGCUCUACAGACUCAACCGUCUCCCCGCCAUCACCGCACCAACCCACCCCCCUUCCAAACCUCUCAACGACCGCAUCUCCCUAAUCCGCCAUGACAUCACCAAGCUCCUCGACGUGGACUGCAUCGUGAACGCAGCCAACUCCUCGCUCCUCGGCGGCGGCGGCGUCGACGGCGCCAUCCACCGCGCCGCGGGGCCAGGCCUCGUCCGCGAAUGCCGCACGCUCGGCGGCUGCGCCACCGGCGACGCAAAGACGACCGCCGCCUACGACCUCCCCUGUCGCUGGGUGAUUCACACCGUCGGCCCGAUCUACCCGGUCGAGCGGCAGAAGGGCGCCGCGCGCCCCGAGCAGCUCCUGCGCUCGUGCUACCGGCGCUGUCUGGAGCUGGCGGUGCGGAACAAGGCGCGGAGUAUUGCGUUCCCGGCGAUUAGUACGGGUGUUUAUGCGUAUCCGAAGCGCAGGGCCGCGCGCAUCGCGUUGGAUGAGACGAGGGCGUUUUUGGAGAGUGAGGGUACGGAUAUUGUCACCCUUGAGAAGGUUGUUUUUUGUAACUUUGAGGAGGAGGACCAGCGUGCCUACGAAGAGGCCGUACCUGAUGUCUUCCCCCCAGAAGAGGACCGUCCGUCUACUUCAGCACGCCAACACGACGGUGAGUCUGCGCCGUCGCCAGCGUUGUCUCACGGCAUCUAUGGCCCCUGCCCCACCACCGACUCUGCCGGCGACCACCCGCCCGAGCCCGAGGAGCAGACUGUUAACAAAGAGGACGUCGAGCAGAGCAUUGACCUGUUGGCUGAGAGUGUCUCGCCAAAGCCAGGUGCGAAAAGUGACGAUGACUGGGAGGAGGUGACGGCGUUGGAGUUUGUGCGUGCGGACAAGCCGGACGACGAGUCGGCUGAGGUCGAGAGUCUGCCGUCCACUACAGGUGUGCAGAGUAUACAGUCUAGUGGUGUUCUCCCCAUGGCUGAGUCGCACGCGACGCAAAAGGCCUAG
Messenger RNA from Aspergillus terreus NIH2624, 1035 nucleotides. RefSeq names its product macro domain-containing protein. The transcript is spliced from 2 exons. Lineage: Eukaryota; Fungi; Ascomycota; Eurotiomycetes; Eurotiales; Aspergillaceae. The record is from RefSeq and is a predicted model, not a curated record. The coding region runs from base 1 to 1035 and encodes 344 amino acids.